Messenger RNA from Mycotypha africana, 3351 nucleotides. RefSeq lists its product as uncharacterized. The transcript is spliced from 5 exons. NCBI's taxonomy places the organism in Eukaryota, Fungi, Mucoromycota, Mucoromycetes, Mucorales, Mycotyphaceae. The record is from RefSeq and is a predicted model, not a curated record. The coding region runs from base 1 to 3351 and encodes 1116 amino acids.
AUGACAGGCGAAGGAAAUCGUGAAGAAACAGACCAUGUGAUGUCUUUUCUGAAUGGAGGCGAUAUAACCCAGAUAGACCAGGAUAAAUGGGCCACGUAUCUCGAUAAACAUAAACUAAGCAGUACAAAGUCAAGGCAAGAAUCACAAUCGCCUGAUAUCAGUAGCUCACCUGAAGAAUCACAGUCUAAUAAACCAAAUAGACGUGUGCCUCCCCCGCCUGUUCGAAUGGUCACUAGAGGAGUGAGUGGUGCAGUUCGACCAAAGAGUGUCGAAGAGAUUUUAUCUAGUUUAGAUCAAAAAGAUUUAGGCGCUCCAUGUACACCAACACCAAGAAGUACAUCACCCUCAAAACAGUCAUCACAAGUAUCUCCCAGCAGCCGUAAAGAUAAAGCAACAACAACAAUCAAAAUCAACAGCACUUUGGUUGAUUCUGACUUGAAGGACUCGAAUGAAAUUGUUUAUAACGGCUUUAAAUUAUCAGAUUUUACUAGCGCAACGUCAUCAAAAGAAAACGAACCACUCAAUCUUUAUGCUUGGCAUUUGAAAGCAACCUAUUUUCCACUAUACAAACAGUUGCAAACAGCUCGAAAAACUCUGUCGACACAUGAUUGGUUGCUUGCUCGAGAUGAAUUAAAAUCUGUCAAAGCGAUCCAAAAAAUUGAGGCAUUGAAGAAGAAGAAUUUAUGGAGCUUAAGGCAGUUAAAAAAGCAUAAAGCACCACCUCGAGCGAAGAGUCAUUGGGAUUGUAUGUUGGACGAAAUGAAAUGGAUGCACACAGACUUUAAAGAGGAGCGAAAGUGGAAAAUAGCAUCAGCCUAUAUGAUAGCAAAAGCCGUAUUAGAGUGGCAUAACGCGGAAGAUAAAUCAACUGUAUGCCUUAAAACUAGAAUUCCUGAACCCAAGAAUUUAAUUGAUUCUCCUACAUCCAUGAUUGCAGAUGAUAAAAUGACACUUGAAACGAUACCCAAAUCCAUAGAAGAACAGGUGGAUAGUAUAACUUCUCCAAAUCAUAUGCAGGAACUUAGUGACAACGUAUCUGGAAAGCAGUCUACAGAUCCAAUGAAGACGGACGUGAUGAUGGGCAGCACAGCAGAUCUCGUCAUGGAUGAGACUGAAAAGAAAGCAGCAGCAUCCGCGAUUUCUGAUUCCAUGCCUUCUACUCCUAACACAGCUGUUGCUUCUUUAUCAUCAGACGUUAUUCAGGAAUACAGAAAUACUAUCAAAAACCUGGAUCCUUAUACGCCCAUCAUAACAUUACCUAUGGAAGACCUUGGAGAUUUCAGUGCAAACGCAUUAUUUCCGGAUCUACUUAAUUAUGAACCACCAAAUCCUGAUUUUAAUGAUCCCUAUUUCAACGAACUCGAAUUCAGUCAAAUUACACCUAUAUCACGACUUAGUUUGGAAAACAUCAAACUCAAAGUUCCUGAGCGUUAUAGUCGAAAGAGAGAUGUGCAAGGCAACCCUAUCCUCAUUCGCGAAUCGAUUACAGACAACAUAAAAACUUUACCAAAACUAGAACGAUAUAAUACUACAUCACUCGUGUCACCUUUAUUCGCCUCUAGGAAGCAAAGGGAUCUACCAGCACAACAGCCUACAGCACCUAAAACGCCCAAAGAUGCACAGCCAUCAUCUGUUCCGUGGUCAGAAGAAGAUGAUUUGUGCUUGAUACCUCUCAUCGCCGAGUUCUCGUUUAAUUGGGACCUUAUCUGUGAUGCUUUCAAUUCAGCAAGAUAUCCUAUGACAGGCUAUAAACGAACAGCUUGGGAAUGCCAUGAGCGUUGGAGACGUAAAAACUUGACAAAUCUCUUUGGACAAGUAAAUAAUGCUUAUACAUCAAAACUCAUCAAAGAACUCAACCGUAGACCAAUGUCUAUGGGAUUUGAUUCGGCACAGAAACGUCAACGACAAUUUGGCAUUUUUGAGGCUAUGAAGAAAACGGCGAAAAAGCGCGAAGAAGCUGAAACGCAUUCAUCGACAUCUUCCGCUCCUCCUCACCAAACAAUAGAAGUACACGGUACAAACAGUGCAGGUCAACGUUUACCGACAGCAAUGGAAAUGAGUUUACACAAAGCACAAAGAGAAAGACAAAUGGCACAAGCCAUGUUGGAACAACGUCAACUAUCCGCCGCAUUGAAUCUAGGUUCCCAAGCUGCUGCACUGGGUCAUAGGAACAACACUCCUCAACCACAACCUCAGACUCCUCAACCACAGCCUCAGGCACAGACGCCGUUAAGACCUCCUCUACCUUCCAAUAUUGCUGCAGUUGCAGCUGCUCAAGCGCGCGCAGCAGUCGCAGCAACAAGAAGUCCAACCGUCGAUUCUCAAAAUCAAGUUAGACCUCAUCCAAUGCCUAUACCACAAACCGCAAAUGCUGCAGGCCUUCCUGUAAAUAGAUACCCAGCUGCCCAGCUUCAAUUACUGAGACAACAGCAAAUGAUGUUAAUGGCAGCAGCCCAACAACAAGCGCAACAGCAGCAACUGCAGGCUGCAGGAGCUAAUGGGCAAGCCCGGCCAUUGACUCCAGCCGCAUUACAACGAUUCGCCAGUGCACUACAAGCACAGCAGCAACAACAGCAACAACAGUUGCAGCAGCAAUUACAGUUACAACAAGCGCAGGCGCAAACACAAGUUCAUGGCCAACAUCCAACAGCCUCACAAGCGCAGCUGCAACAACUAGCCCAACAACAUGCACAAGUGCAGGCUCAGACUCAGGCUCACCAGCAAGCACAAUUACUAGCCGCUCAACAACAUCAGCAAUUAGCAAAACAUACUACCCAACAAACGCCUGUAGUUCCCAGCGCUGAAACAGUUGCUCAGCAAGUUUCUCAAAUGGCAUCACCUGCUGUUACACAACAGCAACAAAGUCCUCAACCGCACCCUCCUGCUCCUUCUCAAACAACUCCUCAAUCAUCACCACAACCUCAAAUACAACCUCAAGUACAACCACAGCAACCACAACAACUUACACCGCAGCAACAACAACAACAAGCAGCUCUUGCGGCUCAAUUACAGGCUGCCCAAGCCAAUCCACUCAUGUUUGCAGCUCAAUUAGCUCAAAUGGGAUACCCUAUAUCGCAACUACCAGCAAAUCAACAACUUCAGUUACAACGCUAUCUAGCUCAUCUUCAAAUGAGGAAUACCGCUGUUGCUGCUGCCACCGCUGCUGCUGUUUCAAAUGGCAACCCUAAUACUACCACUGCCGCUCCUACCAAUAAUAAGAAUAAUAAUAGUAAUCCUGUUAUACCUUCGCAGCCACAGCAAUUACCAACACAACAAACACUUCCCCAACAGACACAGACGCAAACGCAGCCACCACAAACAAUGCAACAGCAGCCAUCACAACAACAAUAA